AUGGUGAAAAAUUUCAUAUAUCUGGCAGCCCAUAGAGGAUAUGUGCUCACUCUAUACCGUCAUACUUUGAGGAAUGCCUCGGCUAAUUGUUCAUCCAUUCAUCUACGAAGUCGACUUAGAAAGGUUGUGAAGGAUGUACUAUUUAAACAUAGGUUCGAUAAGUCCAGCUGGAGCGUUCAUCGACUUCUGGAACAAAUGGUUAAAUUAAAUGAAUACUUGAAGAUGGGAGAAAUGAAACAAGUGUGGUCUUUGCUGACUCCAUACACUAAGCAAAAGAAGCCCAUUAAAGAUUCACCUGUGACUAAAGAGCUAAAGUUACUUUCUGUCAAAGAAUGCAAUAAUAAUGAUCAAAGCCCGACCGAACAGAGAGAGAUGCAAAUAUUGGGUGAAUAUAUCAAACGAAAUCAACGGCGCGGUAGGUUACCUCAUCACAUAUCAAAUGAAUACAAAUUAAAAUUACUGCUGCCUUUGGCUUUACAUGAGAGAGACGUACUAAAGUUGAGCAGAAUCCAGCAUCAGCUUUCUAAGGGCCCUCCAAAAAGCACGUUGACCUUUACAUCAGCUGGCUCUGGUAGGAUUUGGUUUGUGCGAUCUGCAGUCAAUAAGGCUAAGAAUCAGUCCAAAGCUUUAGGGGUCUUCAUACGCCAGGAGAAGAAGCGGGCUCAAAAACGAUUAAAUGGUUGGGAAGCAUGUAGGGCCAAUGCCAAUUGGGCUUUACACGAAGCUAUUUGGGAACAAGCGCUCGAAGACGGUACAUUAUUGAAGUUCUCACCCGAAGAAUACUUGCAUAUCCUAAGCGGAUCGUUGGAAGAUGAUAAAACGCCUGUCAAAAGGAAGGCAGGAAAGAGCUGUCCCCCAAAGGUAUUCGAAUGGCUGAAUCCCAUUAACGAAGUCAUGGCAUCUCUUAGGAAGAAAAAUUCAGAUGCGUCUCUCUCUUAUAGAAUGCACAGGGAAGAAAAUCUGCUAAAUAAUGGAGAGUUUGAUUAUUAUCAAACCCAAAAUCAAAAAGUCUACACCAACAGGGUCAAGAGGUUUGAAAAUUUAGUCAAGACCAAGCUUCCUUACGUUGUACCGUUUAUACCUGGCCGUGACUUGCGUACUAUUCUCGCUAAAUAUCGUCUCUGA
Messenger RNA from Torulaspora delbrueckii, 1125 nucleotides. RefSeq names its product Rrg1p (gene RRG1). Lineage: Eukaryota; Fungi; Ascomycota; Saccharomycetes; Saccharomycetales; Saccharomycetaceae. The transcript has a single exon. The record is from RefSeq and is a predicted model, not a curated record. The coding region runs from base 1 to 1125 and encodes 374 amino acids.